GCGGUUAAAGGGCAGGUGUGGCGGGCGUUUGUUCCCAUGGCAAACUUAGAAAGCUGCUGGCUCGGCAGUCUUCAACCGGAGCUUUGCUGCACGUCUCCUGAAGGCCGCGCUUUGUGCUUCCCUCCGCACCAGGACUUUACCUUCUCCGGCUGCUGUUUGGGGCUCAGCAUGUCCCUCCAUUCUUGAGUGCCAGACGUCCGCCUCCGACUGCCGAGUUGGUGUGAGAUAGGAGUUGCAUUGGUCAUUGAACAUCCACUUGAAGGACUUGGAGCAGGAUGAUGCACUCCCUUGUUUCAGUUGAGUCAUUAUCAGCACAUAUCAAAAUACGUGCGCCGCUGUUGCUCACAUUGAGGUGCGGAAUACCUGCAGAGCUUAGAGGCUGAGAGUGCAACAGGCAUUCCAGGUAUCGAGUGCAGCAGGGAGGGGCCCACAUGCCGCUGGCUCUUUCGUCAGAUGCAGACGCUGGACGUCUCCAACAUUGUUGCCGUGCGAGAAUUCUGCUGGGCAGGGCUUUCCCGAGCAGGGCUUUAUCCGGAAAUGCUGCAUACAGAAGCCUUUAAUCGCCGUUUGGCGCAUCUCUCCUGUUUUGCAGGCAUGGCGUCUCUUCUAUCCAUGUGUGCAGUUGCGGAGUCAGCAACCUCAUGCGCGACGGGGAUCAAGACCACUUCAACACAUGCGGAAGAUCCAGCACUUAGCUUCUUCAUGGUAGCUUUUCGGUCCCUGGCCAUGGUAAGUCAUUGCAUUGAUGCCAGUGAUUGGCCCAUGACCGUGGCUGAGUUCUCAGUGAACUUCCAGCUCUUCGUAGAACAUGGCUGUGGGUUUCAGUGGCUGCAACCACCACGCGGUUUGCCCUUCAUCCAGGGAGUUUCUGGAGAGACAUUGCAUGAUGGAGCACCUCCACAUCGGGGUAUCCAGAACCAUGCCGAAGUCCACAUGCGCAUUAAUUGGGCCAUGGGAGCUUGGGACAAUCGAAUGUAUUGGGAAGAGAAGAUGCUCAACAAGCAAGAACAACUACUGAACAUGAAGCAUAAGGACCCUCAAGACUUCUGCAAUUUGUUGGCCGAGAUGCCUCGGACGCCUGGCUGA
Durusdinium trenchii is the source of this 1086-nucleotide messenger RNA. NCBI's taxonomy places the organism in Eukaryota, Dinophyceae, Suessiales, Symbiodiniaceae. The record is from the annotation of a GenBank genome assembly.